AUGGACCCUGCUGAUGAAGAGAAAACUUCUUUCGUUACCGAGCGAGGGACCUAUUGCUACAAAGUUAUGCCGUUCGAACUGAAGAACGCUGGGGCAACUUAUCAAAGGCUUAUUAGCAAAAUUUUCAAGGAUCAAAUAAGGAAGACAGUGGAAGCCUACAUUGAUGACAUGGUAGUAAAAAGUAAGAAGAAAGUUGACCAUUUGAAACAUCUACAAGACGUAUUUGAUGUGUUGAGACAAUAUGGAAUGAAGCUCAAUCCAACCAAGUGCUCAUUCGGCGUGAGUUCUGGUCAGUUCCUAGGACACGUGGUUAAUUAUAGAGGCAUAGAAGCUAGCCUUGCCCAAACAAAAGCUCUGAGUAAGAAUGCCGAGCCGAAGACAAUCAAAGAAGUGCAAGCACUUAUGGGACGGAUAGCUGCAUUGAGCCGGUUCAUUUCCAAAUUUUCAGCUCUCGAACCAGGAGAAAAGCUAUUUUUAUACCUCGGGGUAUCCAGCAUCGCGACAAGUGGCGUUCUAAUCCGUUGUAAAGAGGAGAAGCAAUAUCCAGUGUUCUAUGUUAGCAAAACGAUGACUGAGGCUGAACGACGCUAUUCAAAGGCCGAGCGGGUGAUACUUUCGCUAGUACAUGCGAAAAGAAAGCUCAGGCAUUAUUUUGAAUCCCAUCCUAUCAUCGUUAUAACCAUUUUCCCUAUCAGAAUAAUCCUGCACAAGCCAGACCUCUUAGGGAGGAUGACGAAGUGGGCCAUAGAGUUAAGCUCAUUUAACAUAACAUAUGAACCCAGAACGGCAGUUAAAGGGCAAACAGUGGCAGAUUUCUUGCUGGAAUGUGAUUCAGAAGACAUGGAGGAAGACCUUCGAGGUUGCUUGUGGAAACUCUUUGUCGAUGGAUCCUCAAAUCAGAUGGAGGCAGGCAUUGGAGUCAAACUACAGACACCAGAAGGCACGUUCCUAAGUCAAGCGCUCCGGCUUGAAUUCAGAGCCACUAAUAAUGAAGCGGAAUAUGAGGCACUACUGGCUGGACUUAAGCUCGCCAAAGAGCUAAAGGUCAAUGGCGAAUAUGAAACCAAGGAUGAAACGAUGGAAGCAUAUCAUUAUACUGUUAUACGAGAAGUCAGAAACUUUGAAAAAAUUGAAUUCAUCCAAGUACCAAGAGAGCAUAAUGAAGAUGCUGAUCGGCUAGCAUAUAGCGCUUUGGUUUCUAGAGAGACAUUGGCAAGGGUGAUUCCCGUAGGAAUACUGAACCAGCCAUCCAUUUUUGAAGAAUCUUCGGGCCCAGAUCCUUGGCAAGUGAAUGUUAUUCCAAAUGAGCCAAGUUGGAUUGAUUCGAUUGUAACUUAUAUUCGGAACGGUACUCUGCCUGAGCAAAGAGAUGAGGCUAGGAAAAUCAAAUCGAACGCUGCAAAAUACGCCAUAGUGCAUAACCAGUUAUACAAGAGGUCUUUUUCUGGGCCGUACUUAAAAUGCGUUACCCUCACAGAAGCUCGGCAGUUAUUGCGGGCUAUUCAUGAAGGCAUGUGUGGAAAUCAUUCAGGGGGAAGAUCUUUAGCGCACAAAGCAAUGACGCAAGGGUACUUCUGGCCGAACAUGUCACGAGAUGCGGAAGAAUUCUCCAGAAGAUUCGAUAAGUGCCAAAGAGCUCAGAACAAGUAUAUAUUGCUGGCAACAGAUUACUUUACCAAAUGGGUGGAAGCAGAGCCAUAUUCGAGCGUAACGCAAACCCAUAUAAGACGCUUCAUCUGGAGUAAUAUUAUUUACCAUUUUGGUGUCCCGAGGUCAAUUGUUAUGGAUAAUGGGACUAAUCUCGACAGCAAGCAAGUUAGAGAAUUGCUGGAAGAAUAUGGAAUUAACCAAAAAUUGGCAGCAGUAAGUCAUACCCAGGCCAAUGAACAAGCAGAAAUUAUGAAUAGAACAAUUUUCGCUUGUAUCAAGAAGAAAUUGGAAAACCGUAAAGGGAAGUGGCUGGAUGAACUCCCGAACGUCCUAUGGGCUUACAGAACGACCCCUAGACGGCCGACCGGGGAAAGCCCAUUCGCCAUGGCAUACGGAACCGAAGCAGUCAUACAGGUUGAAUAUUUGGUUCCAACUGUCCAAAGCUUAGCAUGGAAUCAGGAACAAAAUGAAAAAAUGCUGAGAUUUAACCUUAAUAUGUUAGAGGAAAAGAGAGAUGCUGCGGUAAUAAGGCUUGGAUCCUAUCAGCAGACACUGGCUAGCAGCCACAACAAAAGGGUGAAGCACAGAGAUUUCACACUUGGUGAUCUGGUUCUGAAGAAGAAGGUAGGAAUGGUUAAAAAGAUGAUGUCGCCUUGUGAAGGACCAUACAGAAUUGCAAAGAUCAUAGGGAAGGGGGCAUAUAUACUAGAGACCAUGGCCGGAAGGUUGGUUAACAAGCCAUGGAAUGCUACAUCUUUAAAAAGGUAUUAUAUGUAG
This is a messenger RNA of Cornus florida, 2427 nucleotides long. RefSeq lists its product as uncharacterized. Gene Ontology annotation, biological process: DNA integration. The transcript is spliced from 4 exons. Gene Ontology annotation, molecular function: RNA-DNA hybrid ribonuclease activity; nucleic acid binding. The record is from RefSeq and is a predicted model, not a curated record. NCBI's taxonomy places the organism in Eukaryota, Viridiplantae, Streptophyta, Magnoliopsida, Cornales, Cornaceae. Bases 1 to 2427 code for a protein of 808 amino acids.